Perkinsus marinus ATCC 50983 is the source of this 222-nucleotide messenger RNA. RefSeq lists its product as hypothetical. Lineage: Eukaryota; Perkinsozoa; Perkinsida; Perkinsidae. The record is from RefSeq and is a predicted model, not a curated record. The transcript is spliced from 2 exons. The coding region runs from base 1 to 222 and encodes 73 amino acids.
AUGUUUACCAGAUCGAGGAGACCAGAGGAGACCACAGCACAGACGACAGAUGCUCAGAAGCAGUCUUUCGAGAACUAUGACCUGGAAGCUAUGCCACUAGUGCCGAUGACAGGUCGCCCUCUGAAGAUCGCUGGAUCCAUGGUCACGGGAGAUAACAUAUUUAAACGAAAUGUCCGGAAGAUAGUAUCCGGGAAGACUUUCAAAGAUAUUGGAGUGAGUUAA